Molecule: messenger RNA, 2288 nt
Organism: Fimicolochytrium jonesii
Lineage: Eukaryota; Fungi; Chytridiomycota; Chytridiomycetes; Spizellomycetales; Powellomycetaceae
Exons: 1
Coding region: 130-2205 (691 amino acids)
Biological process (GO): regulation of transcription by RNA polymerase II
Molecular function (GO): DNA-binding transcription factor activity, RNA polymerase II-specific; RNA polymerase II cis-regulatory region sequence-specific DNA binding
Source: RefSeq, a predicted model, not a curated record
AAUUUAUACCCUUUCUUCCCAACCCCUUCCCGUUCUCUUUCGCCCUCGUUCAUCAAAUCGCACACCCAAUGAUGACGGAAACAACGCUUCAUCGCUUUUGACUUUCCCUCACCAACAGAAUCGAACCUCAUGACACCAACAAGGUUCCUCGAAGAGUCGCUCAAUUACAAAUUCACCCCGGGCAUCAUCACUCGUGCAUCCUCCGCCGGCGACGUCAACCUGUUCGAGGAGAGCUUCGGCAAUGCCACCGAGCCCUCCGCUGACGGCAAGGGUGCGGCGAACCCUCCAAAACAGGGCACUGAAGCAUCGCCACAACAACAGCUCACGCACAAUGUAUCGAGUACGACACAGGGUCCGAAUGCAGCACCGACGGCGAACGCCGGUCCUGCAUGGAGCGGUCUCGCACCUGAACAGCCCGUCAUGACCCCAUUCACGGCCUCGAUUCAAGCUCUGUUGCAGGACGUGGGCGAUGUCUCGAUGCCGUCUUUACCCGUUGUUUCGCAAAACUUGCAACCACCCCCACCACAACAUCACGAGGGCCCCGGAAGUCGUCGUGCAUCAUUCGGUGCUGUUCCCGUUUCGAGCGGCAUUGUAGAUAAUGGAGCACCGGUGCAGCAAUCCAGUGGACAACAUGCGUUUCAACUUCAUAUACCUGCCGACAGGAACCAACGAAGACGGUAUUCGGACGCACACCAACCUCAUUACGCCCAGCAAGGUGGUGCAGUACCGACGCAAGUCCCCAUUGACCCGUCAAAUGGAGCCAUCCCCGGCUACGGUAUGGACGGGUACCGCUACCCACAACAACCAUUACCACCUCAUCAGCAACAAUCACCUCCACAACCAUCACAACAACAAGCCCAGCAAUAUCUUCAACAGAUGUAUACCUCCAAUCCCACUCAACCGCACCCAUCACAUCCGCAACAGCAGCAACCCGCAUACUCCAUGGCCGUCGACAUGCACGGACAACCGAUCGCUAUGCCCAUCCCGAUGGGCAUGUCGGUACCGAUGGGCCCGCCCAUGCAACCUCACAUGCAGCAACCUCUCGCCAUCCCCGUCAUGGCGCCGCAGAUGCAAGACCCCAACGACAUGUCUUACCAGAUGCAGCAGCAACACCCGCAGCAGCCCAAUAUGGGAAUGCCGGCAUCACAGGAAGAAUUCUACCACCACCAGCAGCAAAUGCAGAUGAUGUCGCAGCCACCGCAGCAGCAGAUGCAGCAUUCGGGCGCGCCGACGGUUCACCCAUCACAACUGUACACCAGUCCCAAUUACCCCCAAGAUGGGCAAGGGUACCAUCAGCAGCCGCCACAGCAGAUGCAGGGACCUUCACCUCAGCAGCAGCAAUAUCAACCACCGAAACUGCAUCAACCGUCGAAAUCGCGUCGCACCAGCAUCAGCAAGUCCGCCGCAACAGCCGCCGAACCGCGCACGCAGUCGCCGCCGAAAGCAGUCAAACCCACGACCGGAAGCAAACAGACCGGAAAGAGUCGACGCGAUUCAGGCACGUCACAGCUGCAACCCGCGUCUGGGGCGUUGAGCGAGGAUACUUUGGUGGCGAAACCGGGUGCGGGAACACCUGCGUCUGGCCCGGCGAAAAAGAGGAAGCGAACGGCGUCUGGUGCCGUCGCUCCAAAUGCGGGCGAGAAAGACGGUAUUGCUGCAAGCAAGGUGGGAGGAGAAUCCCAGAAUGCGGAGGACGAUGCGAACGUCAGCAGUGGAAAAAAGAAAAAAGCUCCCACUUCGGUAGGCAAAAAGGUUGCUGGCAAAAAGGACGAUUCCUCAGCCGCAGCCGAAACGGCAAAAGUGGAGGCGGAGAAGAAUCCCACAGCCCCCAACAGCGUCGCGGGCGACGACAUGGGCGACUAUCACUCCUCCGACUCCGAAUCCGACGGCGAAGGGGGCAGCAAAUCCCCCACGAGCGGCAAACGCAAGCACCCGCCCACCGAAGCCGAGCGCGCCGCGAAACGCAAACGGUUCCUCGAACGCAACCGCGUCGCCGCGUCGAAAUGCCGCAUGAAGAAGAAGGAGUGGUUGAAGGAACUGGAGACGAAGAGCGCGACGCUGAGCAAGGAGAAUGAGCGGCUGGUUAGCUGCGUGAAGGAUCUGAAGGAGGAGGUGUUGCUGUUGAAGAGCCAGCUGCUGUUGCAUCGCGCGUGUGACUGUAAUGUCAUACAGCAGUACAUUCAGACCAGCUCGCAGGUAUGUUGAGGUUGGAUCAAAAAGUUGGAGGAGGUGAUUGGAGUUUGUGUUGGAAACUGGGAAUGAGAAGGAGGAGAGGUUUUGCAUCCUGG